GGGCUGACGUGAACGCAAAAGCUUUACCGUUUUCUCAUCUCAUUUGCCCUUUUUUGUGUAACGUAGAAAGAGAAUCUCUCCCCGAGAAUCUUCUCGGAAAAUUACCACCAUUCCCCGAUACCUACGUCUCCCCUCUUCUCUCUCUGCUAUUUGUUUUACUUCUGCGCCUCUGCUACUCCGUCUCACCGGCCUGGUUCUUUCCCUUUCCAGAUUUCUUUUGUGCCAGAAAGCCCAGAAGAAGAAAUAUGGCAAAUUCCGGCGAUCCAGAUCUCAGAAUCUAUGAAGAAACUGUCACUCCUCUUUCUUCUUCGUCAGCCCAAUUUACUUUUGCAGAUUUUCCUGAAGAUGUUCAGCUCUGCAUCCUCUCCUUUUUGACAUCCUCAGAGAUUUCCUCUUUUACCUGCACUUCGAAGCGUUUCCGAUUUCUCUGCCGAAGUGACGGCAUGCUCUGGUUUUCCAUGUGCCACAGGAGAUGGGGCUCCAAGACCCACAUCUCGAAAUGGGGAAACGGUAGAAUCGGAUUUAAGCUGCUUUACAAGACCCUCUACCAGUGGGAGAACUUGAUCGGUUUCUGGCGUGGGAUUCGACAGGCAAGCAGCAUCGGCGUCACCACCCCUCCUCCUCGGCUUGUUUUCUUCGAAUGGGGCCCCUCCUUCGUAACCGGUUACAGGGUUUCGCCUUCCAAAACCGGUACUUACCAGGUCGUUAAGACACCCUUUCUGUGGAUGGGGCUGUCGCCGAGUGGCCAGCCCUUAAUUUUUCUGGACCAGGAUUGCCGCUUUGAGUCGUUGGGGGAUUUCGUUAGGGUAGCCCAAUCGGGGUUGCCCGAUGCGGAUUUGAUUCCUGUGCACGUCAGCUUCAUGGGUAAGAGCCAUUUUGUUUUGGAGGAAAACCUAGGCUUUGUUUCCGAAGGAUCAUUACUAAGGAAGAUGGGUUACCGGCGGAGUUCCACCGCUAAUAUUAGUGGUACCUUGUGCACUAGUUUGUGUGGAGGUCUGGGAGGAGAUGACCCAAGUGGAAUUGGGGAUGAUGUCAACGUGAUUGGUUUGGAGAGUACAUCUCCAUCGCACUCUCCUAUAAGUGGGAGCCCCCCGGACAUGAUGUCGGAGAUUUAUCAGUUCUAUGCCAACCGUACGAUCCCCGGUAGUGGGGAUAGAUCCUCUAGGAGACAGAGGAAGAAGGGAAAGGAAAGACUGGGAAGGCGGAAAUGGGAAACUGAGCAUUUCGUAAAGAUAAACUGCACCCCCACACAGUCGCGUCCUUUGCAGGGCCUCUGGAAGGGUUUUUGUGAUGACUUGAGCUUGGAAUUUUACCUCGUGGCUUAUGAUGACAUUGGGGGAAUUACUUGCCGUAAAAUUGGGGAUGCAUCUGAACCUUCUUCUGGCUGUUCUCUAGUUUUCUGGACAUCAGACACUGCUUUUAUUGACUCCCCAUUCUCCACUGAAGAAGAAGAGUUAUACGAAGGCCGUGUACAUAUCAGGCCUCCUGAUGCAGAUGCAGAUGCAGAUGCAGAUGCAGCUAAUCACAUCCAUGGGUGCCUCUUGGAAAACGAUGUGGUUUCAUGCAUACUCAACAUUAACUUAAGUUAUGAUCUGGUGAUUCCAGAUUUAACUGGAUCUUCUGCAAACCCUCGGCAUGUCGAGGGAAGGGUUUGGCGAUACACAGAUGGGACUUUUGGGUUUGGAUUUCUUCGCAACAAUGUCAUUAUUGAUUUGAAGCAUAUUGCUUUAGAUGAUUGCCUUCUUGAUACAACAGAAUGUUAUUGGAAUUGAUUUCCUUCUGGUUUGGGAUUUGUGUACAGAGAAACUGAUCAGUUAUGACUAGGCUGGAAUUGUAUUGUAAUUUGUGCAUGUCAUGACAAUACACUGCUUACUCCUUGUAGGCUAUGAAAUUCACAUAAUAUUUUAGAAGGAUAGUCAAUGGGUUUGGUACCCAUGCUAUCUAUAUCUGAUUUUUCUCAUGUUUGCAAAA
Macadamia integrifolia is the source of this 1971-nucleotide messenger RNA. Its product is annotated as F-box protein At3g12350. Gene Ontology annotation, biological process: gibberellic acid mediated signaling pathway; SCF-dependent proteasomal ubiquitin-dependent protein catabolic process. Bases 246 to 1772 code for a protein of 508 amino acids. The record is from RefSeq and is a predicted model, not a curated record. The transcript is spliced from 2 exons. Gene Ontology annotation, molecular function: protein binding. Gene Ontology annotation, cellular component: SCF ubiquitin ligase complex. Lineage: Eukaryota; Viridiplantae; Streptophyta; Magnoliopsida; Proteales; Proteaceae.